Messenger RNA from Triticum aestivum (bread wheat), 657 nucleotides. RefSeq lists its product as uncharacterized. Bases 1 to 657 code for a protein of 218 amino acids. Gene Ontology annotation, biological process: establishment or maintenance of cell polarity; cell migration; actin filament bundle assembly. The record is from RefSeq and is a predicted model, not a curated record. The transcript is spliced from 6 exons. Lineage: Eukaryota; Viridiplantae; Streptophyta; Magnoliopsida; Poales; Poaceae. Gene Ontology annotation, molecular function: actin filament binding. Gene Ontology annotation, cellular component: actin cytoskeleton; cytoplasm.
AUGGCGGCUGCUCCUCGUCUCCCCGUCCGAGCGGUGAACCUCGGCGGGUGGCUGGUGACGGAGGGCUGGAUCCUGCCGUCUCUCUUCGACGGCAUCCCCAACCACGAUCUCCUGGACGGCACGCAGCUGCAGUUCAAGUCGGUAACGCAGAACGCCUACGUGGCCGCGGAGAAUGGCGGCGGUGCGGGGCUGGUGGAGAACCGGCCUCAGGCGUCUGGUUGGGAGACCUUCAAGCUGUGGCGGAUCAACGAGGUGACAUUCAAUUUCAAAGUGUUUGGCAACCAGUUCGUGGGCGUCCAGAGCGACGGCUCGCUGGUCGCGACGGCGGCUGUGCCGAGGCGGCCAGAGAGGUUCCGGCUAGUUCGCAGCCCCAGCGACCAGUACAGGAUGCGGAUCAUGGCGCCGAACGGACUCUUCUUGGAGCUCUGCACUACUCGUACUAUAUUUGCCAACUGGGCAACAAGUGGCUGCUCGCAAGCAAGGAAGUCUAAAGAGAUGGUGUUGGAGGUGCCUUGCGGAUUGCUUGUCGAGCCUGUUUCUUCUGCUCGGAAACCUGUUGUUGUGUAUUUGUUGCUCUGUGCUUGGGAUAUUGCUAUUGAUAUUUUGCUCGUCCGUUUCCUCUUCAGCAUGGUUGCUGUUGUUCCAUCAUUGGAGUAG